This is a messenger RNA of Cyclopterus lumpus (lumpfish), 2394 nucleotides long. Its product is annotated as protocadherin alpha-3-like. Gene Ontology annotation, molecular function: calcium ion binding. Gene Ontology annotation, cellular component: plasma membrane. NCBI's taxonomy places the organism in Eukaryota, Metazoa, Chordata, Actinopteri, Perciformes, Cyclopteridae. The record is from RefSeq and is a predicted model, not a curated record. Gene Ontology annotation, biological process: homophilic cell-cell adhesion. The coding region runs from base 1 to 2394 and encodes 797 amino acids. The transcript has a single exon.
AUGGAACAAAGAAGAUACGAGGGACGGAGAGCGAGAGGAUAUUUGGUAGGCUGCCUGGUUGCGGUGCUUUUGUGGAGCGGAGCUUCUGCGCAAAUACGAUAUUCCAUCUCUGAGGAAGUUAACGAAGGAACUGUGCUUGGAAAUAUAGUAAAGGAUCUGGGAUUGGAUAAAAGCACACUGAGAGACAGGAAGUAUCGUAUUGUUUCUAGUAAUGCCGAUCAUCUUUUCCAUGUAAAUCAGAACGAUGGUGUCCUGUAUGUGAGCCGAAAUAUUGACAGAGAAGAGGUGUGCGCGCAGAGCAGUACGUGUUUAAUUAAUCUAAAAACCGUGCUAGAAAACCCUCUGGAGGUACAUUAUGUUGUAGUGGAGGUGCUGGAUAUAAAUGACCAUUCACCCAGUUUCCCGGAGAAGGUGACAACGUUGGAGAUGUCAGAAUCUGUAACACCUGGAGUACGUAUUCAAUUAAAAGCCGCACGUGAUCCAGACAGUGGGCAAUUUUCAGUGGAACACUAUAAACUGAGCGACAACGAUCACUUCCGUUUGGAAGUUAAGGAUAAAGGAGAAUAUGGUAAAAUACCAAUAUUAGUAGUAAAAAAACCUUUAGACAGAGAAACUGCAGGAAGCCACUCAUUGGUGCUGACCGCAUUAGAUGGAGGUAAACCUCCAAAAUCUGGUGAAAUUAACAUUUUAGUAAAUGUUUUAGAUAUUAAUGAUAACGCACCUAUUUUCUCGAAAGAUAUUUAUUCUGUUAUGCUGGAUGAAAAUGCUCCAAUAGGCACAACAGUCAUAGAAGUGAAUGCAACUGAUUUAGAUGAAGGUCUAAACGGAGAAGUAGUUUACUCGUUUACUAUCAAUCAAAGGUUAUUACAAUUAUUUGAUAUAAAUCCAUUAACGGGAGAUAUCAUUGUUAAAGGUUUAAUAGAUUACGAGGAGAGGGACACAUAUGAGAUUGAAAUUCGGGCAUCAGAUAAAGGUCUUGCUCCUCUGGCAACAGAAAAAGGUGUUAUGAUCAAAAUAGUUGACAUUAAUGAUAAUGCACCUGUGAUUGAAGUUACCUCAUUUUCAAACUCCAUCCCUGAAGAUUCCAGACCUGGAACUACAGUUGCCCUCAUUAGUGUAAAUGACUUGGACUCUGGUCUCAAUGGAAAAGUUAUUUGUUCUAUAGUUGAGGAUGUUCCUUUUGCUUUAUCACCAUCUUUACAAGACAAAAUGUAUUCAUUAGUCACAAAAUCACCUCUGGACAGAGAGAGAAAGUCAACGUAUGAUGUCACGAUUAUUGCGAAAGACGCUGGCCAGCCUUCAUUAUCAUCUGAAAAGACAAUAAGUGUUGUGGUGUCAGAUGUGAAUGACAACCGUCCAGAGUUUUCACUGAGUCCUUAUACUUUCUAUGUCACUGAAGCUAAUGAGCCAGGAGCCUCUGUGUUUUCUGUUAAAGCUUUUGACCGCGAUGAGACUGAGAAUGCUCUAAUAUCCUAUCAUAUUCUCAGAGAUGGAAGCAAAGAUAAUACAUUUACUUCAUUUGUCAACAUUAAUACAGAAAGUGGAGAUAUUUUGGCUUUAAAAAGUUUUGACUUUGAAACCCUGAAAACGUUCCAGUUCCAAGUUGUCGCCUCAGAUUCUGGAACUCCACCACUAAGCAGCAACGUCACAGUGAACGUGUUCAUUCUGGAUCAGAACGACAACGCUCCAGUCAUCCUGUAUCCAGUCAGCUCGAACGGUUCUGCUGAAGGUGUGGAGGAGGUUCCCCGCAAUGUGAACGCAGGACACUUGGUGACUAAAGUCAGAGCCUAUGACGCUGAUAUCGGAUAUAACGGCUGGCUGCUGUUUUCACUGCAGGAAGUUACUGACCACAGUCUCUUUGGGUUGGACCGCUAUACAGGACAGAUCAGAACACUUCGCUCAUUCACAGAGACAGACGAGGCGGAGCAUAAACUGGUCAUACUGGUGAAAGACAAUGGGAACGUGUCACUCUCAGCAACAGCGACUGUGGUUGUCAAAGUUGUGGAGCCCAAAGAGGCUUUUGCUGCCACUGAUGUUAAAAGUGCAACAAAGAAUGAGGAGGAUAACAAUGUGACUUUCUACCUGAUGAUAACUUUGGGCUCAGUUUCAACUCUUUUUCUCAUCAGUAUCAUCGUGCUGAUUGCAAUGCAGUGCUCUAAAUCCACAGACUACACUUCUAAAUAUCUACAAGAGACUAAUUAUGACGGGACACUGUGUCACAGCAUCCAGUACAGAUCUGGAGAGAAACGCUACAUGUUAGUUGGACCCAGAAUGAGUAUAGGAUCUACUAUAGUCCCGGGCAGCCACGCGAACACACUCGUGCUCCCUGACAGGAGACAUACAUCUGGAGAGGUAAGACAUAUGUACACACUUUUUAAAAAUGAUUUACUCUAA